Dufourea novaeangliae is the source of this 805-nucleotide messenger RNA. It is a transcript of the gene mRpL16, whose product is annotated as 39S ribosomal protein L16, mitochondrial. The transcript is spliced from 6 exons. Gene Ontology annotation, cellular component: ribosome; mitochondrial large ribosomal subunit. Gene Ontology annotation, molecular function: rRNA binding; structural constituent of ribosome. Gene Ontology annotation, biological process: mitochondrial translation. The record is from RefSeq and is a predicted model, not a curated record. The coding region runs from base 74 to 805 and encodes 243 amino acids. Lineage: Eukaryota; Metazoa; Arthropoda; Insecta; Hymenoptera; Halictidae.
CAUAGGUUAAGAUACUAUUUUGAUUGAUUUUGAUGUCGAAGACGAGAAGGUGAUUAACUCUACAGUUUCAAAAAUGCAGACAUACAGAUCCAUAAUGAGAGCGUUGCUCACACCACGUUCAUUGCUACAGUCUGUACCGGUAGCAGGGGUUAAAUCUUUCGCUCCUCCGCCAUCGUUUGAAAAUGUUGAGUAUCCUGAACGUCAAAAACUUAGAAUCAUACCAAAAGUACCGGUAUACCCACCAGGCCUACGUCCCUUUAAAAUGCAAAAGAAAUUGAGUUUGUUACGGGGCCCUGAAGAGUAUCACAAUACACUUUUACACAAGCAGUAUGGUGUAAUAGCAUUGGGAGGAGGUAGACUGAAGUUCGAACAUUUAGAGAUGAUUCGUUUUAUGGUUCUCAGAAAAGUUAUACCUGUUCAUAAAGAAGCAUUUGCGAUCUGGAGAAUCCCAGACCUUUGGCAGCCAAUUACCAAAAAGAGCCAAGGAGUUCGUAUGGGAGGUGGAAAAGGUAAUAUCCAUCAUUAUGUGACACCUGUGAAAGCAGGACAAGUUAUUCUUGAAGUAGGAGGACCCAUUGAAUAUUUUGAGGUGAAGAAGGCCCUCCAGUUGAUGGCGAAAAAUCUACCGUUCGCUGCUCGGGCGGUUAGUCAAGAUAUAAUGAAUAAAAUCGAAAUGGAGAAGAAAAUGCUCAAGGAGGAGAAUUUGAAUCCAUGGACUUGGAAAUAUGUUAUUCAAAACAAUAUCCUUGGCUGUCACCGAUGGAUAUCGAAAUACGAUAGGCGAUGGUUCAACGAAUACAUUUAA